UGACCAUUGUCCCCAUUAUUGUGUUGCAGGGCCGAUAUACACCUUUGCAUUUAGCGUGUGAACGAGGCCAUGACAAGGUUGUGGAGCUCCUAAUUGAGAACCAGGCAGAUCUCAACGUGCUUACUGCGGAAGGAGACACACCCUUGCAUGUCGCGUGUUAUGAGGGUAAUUACAACGUUGUGGAGCUGCUCAUUAAGAAUCAGGCAGAUCUCAAGAUGAUUAAUGAGGUCGGAGCCACCCCUUUGCAUUCCGCUUGCACGCAGAGAAGAGAUCAUGCCUUCGGGAUCGAGCCCCUUGAUAAGCACUGGGUUGUGGAGCUGCUCAUCAAGAACGGCGCGGAUCUUCUGGCAACUACCGAGUUCGGACACACAGCUCUCCAUCUAGCUUGUGAAGGAGGUCAUGACAAGAGUGUGGAGGUGCUUAUCCAAAAUGGGGCUGAUGUCCUGGCGACUGACAAGACCGGGGACACACCUUUGCAUUUAGCAUGUCAGGAAGGCCAGGACAAGGUUGUGGAACUGCUCAUCAAGAACGGUGCUGAUUUUAGGGUGACUAACAAGGUCGGAAACUCACCUCUGCAUGCGGCAUGUGAAGGAGGUCAUGGCAAUGUUGUGGAUCUGCUCAUCAAGAAACAGGUCGACCUGCUGGUGAAAAAUGCAGGAGACAAACGCCCGAUUGAUCUUGCUGAUGGACUGGACGGACGUACAAGGUUAUUGCUCGAGACAGAAACACGGAAGCAGGCGGAGUACAGCGAGCUGGUCUCCUCCGUGGGGUCUGAGGAGGGGACAACAGUCAAACUGUUUCUCUGUGGAGACGGGCAGGUCGGGAAAACAUCUUUACGAGCGAUUCUGAAAAAGACAUUUUUCAUCAAUGGAGCUAUUUGGAACAUAAGGAUGAAGUUCAAGAAAAGGGACGUCUUUAACCCCACCCCAGGGGUGCAUGUAUCCAGUAAAACCGUGCGGGGAAUCGGGAGACUCAGUCUGCAUGACUUCGCAGGACAGGCGCAGUUCUACGUCACACACGCCAUGCUGCUCCGCACCACUAACGCCAUCUUCCCUGUCGUCUACAAAAUCACAGAUGGGGAGGAGGAACAGAAACGGCAGGCAAGAAAAUUUCCAGUAGUGACAAAUGAUUUACUUGAGUAAAGGUGGC
Messenger RNA from Branchiostoma floridae (Florida lancelet), 1149 nucleotides. RefSeq names its product ankyrin repeat and KH domain-containing protein CBG24701-like. The transcript is spliced from 9 exons. Bases 216 to 1142 code for a protein of 308 amino acids. Gene Ontology annotation, molecular function: protein binding. NCBI's taxonomy places the organism in Eukaryota, Metazoa, Chordata, Leptocardii, Amphioxiformes, Branchiostomatidae. The record is from RefSeq and is a predicted model, not a curated record.